This is a messenger RNA of Silurus meridionalis, 1328 nucleotides long. It is a transcript of the gene ntmt1, whose product is annotated as N-terminal Xaa-Pro-Lys N-methyltransferase 1. The record is from RefSeq and is a predicted model, not a curated record. Gene Ontology annotation, molecular function: N-terminal protein N-methyltransferase activity. Gene Ontology annotation, cellular component: cytoplasm. The coding region runs from base 171 to 842 and encodes 223 amino acids. The transcript has 4 exons. Lineage: Eukaryota; Metazoa; Chordata; Actinopteri; Siluriformes; Siluridae. Gene Ontology annotation, biological process: N-terminal protein amino acid methylation.
AGCAGAAGGUGGCGGUAAUAUCAUAUUAAGGUAGUGCCAGCCGCUGUUAAAAACCAAGAAGAAGAAGAAGUGGUGAAGCGCUGAAGCGGUAUCUGAGUUGGGUCAUGUCCUAAUUUAGAGUGCGAUUCUUUAUUAGCGCACGUAUCCACACGGAAAGACAUUCUGAGAGAAUGGAGGACCAUGUGAGUGAAAAUAAGACCUCCUUUUACUUGAAGGCAGAGAAGUACUGGAAGGACAUUCCUGCCACUGUGGACGGAAUGCUUGGAGGUUAUGGAAGCAUUUCCAGCAUCGACAUCAACGGUUCCAAAAAGUUCCUGCAGAAAUUCCUGGGGGAGGGCAAAGGUAAGACAAGACCAGGCUGUGCCCUGGACUGUGGUGCUGGAAUUGGCCGUAUCACCAAGCGUCUUCUCUUACCGCUUUUCCGUACGGUGGACUUGGUAGAUGUAACGCAGGAUUUUCUAGACAAAGCACGUUCUUAUCUGGGUGAGGAAGGCAAAAGAGUGGAGAACUAUUUCUGUUGUGGCCUACAGGAUUUCCAGCCUCACCCUGACCGGUAUGAUGUCAUCUGGAUCCAGUGGGUCAUUGGUCAUCUAACUGAUAAUCAUCUAGUGGACUUCCUCAGACGAUGUCGCAGUGCUCUACGGCCUGAUGGUCUGAUUGUGGUGAAGGAUAAUGUGGCAUUUGAGGGUGUUGUUCCAGAUGAGGUGGACAGCAGUGUGUGCAGAGACCUGCCCUUAUUGCGCUGCAUAGUGGCCAAAGCUGGACUCAACAUCAUCUAUGAGGAACAGCAGCAGAACUUUCCUGAGGAAAUCUACCAGGUCCACAUAUUAGCUAUCAGAUAGGAGAUGUCUACAUACAUGUUAUACAUUUUAUGAGCAAGAAAAUCUUGUCAUCUUUACUUACCAUUGUUUCUUCCUGUCAUUUUUAAUGAUGCAUCAGGUUGCAACGCUGCAAAAUUGUCUAUGUGCCUGUAUUUAGGGUCUGCAGUUUUAAGGAACACAGUUUGAGGUCUGAUUUGCACCCAGACCCCUAAACUACCUCCAUCAGGGAGCACAAUUUUCAAAUAAGAUAAUAGUCCUUUUACACUUUUUAGAUAUUUAAAUGUCCUCAUUUCCGCAGGAUGUUUUUGGAGAACUGAAUAUACAUUAAACACAUUUGUGCUUUCAUUGGAAUAAGAUUUAAUAUUUGAGCUAACCUGAAUUUGUCCCAAAUUGUUUGUGUGGAAAUAAAUGCAUCUAGUUUGUGCUUAAGUUAUUAAGAGACAUAUUCAGGUGUGCAUGUAUUUAUGAGUGACGAGUUAAAUACAUAAAUAGCUUUGUAGAAAACAC